AUGAAUUUCAAGAUUAUCUCAACGCCACAAUUCGAUGUUUCUAUGAAAGUAUGUGAGUUGUUUAAUGCAGCUGGACAAUGGGAUGAAGAACUAUUAAAAGCUAAUUUUUGGGAACAGGAAGUGAAGGCUAUCCUCCAAAUUCCACUAGCUUCAAAUCAUAGAGAGGAUAAAUUAAUUUGGCAUUAUGAUCAAAGCGGCAAAUACUCAGUCAGGAGUGGUUAUAUGGUUGCAUGCAUGAAGAAGCAAAAGGAAAAUGGCAUGGAAGGGUCCUCGACACAAGAUGGUACAUUUUUAUGGAAAAAAUUGUGGAGUUUGCAGGUGCCUAAUAAAAUCAAAUUCUUUCUAUGGAGAUGUAUAUGGGGGUUUUUGCCUAGUAGACAAAAUUUGUACCAUAAGAAGAUCUUGAAUUCUCCAAUAUGUCCACGUUGUGGGAAGAAAGUGGAGUCAGUUAUUCAUGCAAUAUGGGCUUGUAGUGAAGUGAAAGCAAUAUGGUCUUUAUCACCUUGGAGUGCCAAUCGCCAUGAGUGGAGAAUUACAUCUUUCAAGGAACUUUGGCAAGCUGUGAUUGUGGUCUCAAGUAAACAGGAGGUGGAUCUUUUUGCUUUUCUAUGCUGGGAUAUUUGGAAUGACAGAAACAAUCUGUUGUUUCAAGGACGCAGUCUUGAGAGUGUAUCAGUGUUUAACAAAGCUUUGGCUUAUCAGACGGAGUUUUACUUUGUAACUUUUGCCCCUAUAUGCUCCCAUAAUAGGCAAGGGCCUAGUAAGAGUUCUGUUAAUUGGCAUGCCCCAUUGGAUGGUCAGUACAAAAUUAAUGUUGAUGGGGCAGCCAAACUUGCUGGGUUAUUACGGGGAGUUGGAGUAGUGAUUCGCAAUGGAAAUAAAGAGUUUAUGGCUGCUUGUUCUCGACAAGUGAUAGGACAUUUUAGUGCACAAGCUAUGGAACUAACUGCUGCAAAGGAAGGUCUUCAAUUCGCGUAUGAUCUUGGCUUUCGUGACAUAGUGUUAGAAAUGGAUGUGCAGGGGGUGGUAGAUAGAAUCAACUCUAAUGAAGAGUGUUUUGAAGCUGAAGGGAAUAUAGUGGAAGAUAUCAAGGAGAUGCAGGGGUGGUUUAGAUCUUUCUCCUGUAAUUGGCAACGACGAGAAGGUAACAAGGUUGCCCAUGAGCUAGCUCAAUUUGGCACUCGGAAUGCUGGUUUUUUCACAUGGAUUGAGGAGGAGCCAUUAUGGCUAACUCCUUUUCUUUCUGCAGAUAUAGAAGCUAAUGGUUGA
Messenger RNA from Prunus armeniaca (apricot), 1269 nucleotides. NCBI's taxonomy places the organism in Eukaryota, Viridiplantae, Streptophyta, Magnoliopsida, Rosales, Rosaceae. The record is from the annotation of a GenBank genome assembly.